AUGGGAAGGAGUGCAUGUUGCUACAGGGAAGGACUAAACAGGGGAGCCUGGACUGCCUUGGAAGACAAAAUACUAAUGGCUUAUAUUAAAGCCCAUGGAGAAGGCAACUGGAGAAACCUCCCCGAGAGAGCAGGUUUGAAGAGAUGUGGUAAGAGCUGUAGGCUCAGAUGGUUAAAUUAUCUUAGACCAGACAUCAGGAGAGGCAACAUUUCCCAUGAUGAAGAAGAACUCAUUAUCAGGCUCCAUAACCUUCUUGGUAACAGAUGGUCCCUAAUAGCUGGAAGGCUACCUGGGCGAACAGACAAUGAAAUCAAGAAUUACUGGAACACUACUCUGGGGAAAAAAGCUAAAGGCGAAUCAUGUUCACAAUCCAAACAAAGCUCUCAAAGCAAAUCUAGAGCAAUUAAACCCAUGACCAGCACCCAACCAUCGAAGUCAACACAGACAACCCAAGUAAUCCGCACCAAGGCCACUUGGUGCACCAAGGUUUUGCUUUCAUUUCACUGA
Populus nigra (black poplar) is the source of this 507-nucleotide messenger RNA. Its product is annotated as transcription factor MYB123-like. The record is from RefSeq and is a predicted model, not a curated record. The coding region runs from base 1 to 507 and encodes 168 amino acids. NCBI's taxonomy places the organism in Eukaryota, Viridiplantae, Streptophyta, Magnoliopsida, Malpighiales, Salicaceae. The transcript has 4 exons.